This is a messenger RNA of Brachypodium distachyon (stiff brome), 1832 nucleotides long. RefSeq names its product F-box/LRR-repeat protein At3g26922. NCBI's taxonomy places the organism in Eukaryota, Viridiplantae, Streptophyta, Magnoliopsida, Poales, Poaceae. The transcript is spliced from 4 exons. Gene Ontology annotation, molecular function: protein binding. The record is from RefSeq and is a predicted model, not a curated record. Bases 255 to 1457 code for a protein of 400 amino acids.
AACUUUUCUUGUCUCUUCUGCCGCGUGCGCGCGCCGGCGCCGAAGGGACGCCAGCGAGCAAAAAUCAGGUCAGACUGCCAUCUCCGGUGAUCUCUCUUCUGCUCUGAGCCAAGGUGGCAAGCAACCUUCUGCCAAGCCGCUUUACCGUCCCCCGUCCGUUCUCCGUUGAAACUCUUGCUGUGUGUGCGCCGCAGCACCGGACGCCCACCACCUGUUCGGCGUAACGCAGCACUAGCAAGAACAAGAAAGCAUCCAUGGCGAGCGGCGCCGACCGUAUCAGCGCCCUCCCGGAGGAGGCCCUCCUGCACGUGCUGGCCUUCUUGCCGGCUCACGAAGCGGUGCAGACGAGCGUGCUGGCCCGGCGCUGGCGCCACCUCUGGAGGUCCGUGCCUCGCCUGUGCAUUGUCCAACAGGACAGGUUCGACACCAUCGAGGAGAUGGAUAAGUUCGUCAACCAUCUGCUGCACCUCCGAGACCACUCCUCGGCUCUGGAGGAGUGUCGGUUUGAAGUCAAAUCAUACUUUCAAGAGGAUUGUAAGCACGUCGACCUCUGGCUUAGGCAAGCUCUGUGUUGUCAAGUCCGGUCACUGCUGUUCGAUUCGUACAGUCUGUAUGAACUCUCGGUGCUGGGUGAUACACCUCUAAUCUCACAGCGUUUGAGAAAACUACAUCUUGACAGUGUAAGGCUAAAAGGCUGCUUCCUGGAUUUCUCAUGCUGCCCGGUUUUAGAGGAUCUAAAGAUGGUAUCUUGCAGCCUGGACAGCCACAGGCUCUCCUCCAAAUCACUAAAAUGGUUGAGCAUUACUCACUCUGAUUUUGAGUUUAGUACCCACGCCUGUAUUUAUGCCCCGAGCCUCCUAUCACUAGAAAUAGCUGAUUUAGACGAGGGUUUGUGUCCUUUGCUUGAGAGCAUGCCGUCAUUAGUUUCAGCAUUCAUUAGAGUUGGAAGAAGCUGCGAAGAUUAUACCAUAAUGGAUGAUGACGACCCUUCGGUGGUUCUCGACGGUUUAUCUGACGCUUCAAAUUUGGAGUUGACAGUUGAAGCUGGUAAAACGUUUGCACCUUUUCGGUGUACGUUAAUAAGGGAUUUUAGAUGGUGCCCAACAUUUAGCAACUUGAAGACGCUAUUACUCAAGGAGUGGUUCUUGGCCGCUAAUGUUAAUGUGUUAAUUUGUUUUCUAAAGUACUCACCUAUCCUAGAGAAGCUGACGCUUCAACUCUGUAAGAAUGCCAAAUAUAUAAUGGAACAGGAAGGACGCUCCAUACCCUCCGUACCGAGGGAAUAUUGCUCUGCAUCUAAGCACCUUAAGAUUGUUCAAGUCAAAUGUAAUGAGAUCGAUGAGAUGGUCCGUGAAGUUGUGAAGGUCUUAAGUUCUUGCGGUGUACCUUCUGACCAUGUUAAUGUCCAACAGUGGAAAUCUCGAUCCAGCAGUUUCAGUUUCGAGCAGAAGGAAUAGCUGGGUGAUCAAUAGUCGAUGGAUCUAUGAUAAUUGUCUCUUUGUUAUUAAGUAAUACAUAUAUCGCUGUAGUUUGUAGCAAUGAGGUUGCUAUCUUUUUUUACGAGUAUAUAUCAUGCAUCAUGUCACCCUAAAUUUGAUUAUGUUAGCUGUUGGAUGCAGUCAGAACUGGUUUAAAUGGUUUUAGCCCCCUUCACGUAUGAGUUUUCAAGCAGAUCCUGCCCUGGCAUCUUAUUGGCAGCGCUGGAUGCAAUAGUAAGAGUCAUUCCAGUACUCUUCCAGCUGUACAUUUUGUUUCAUUUUAGGUAACUGGAAUAAGGUUUAACUCUUCUUAAUUGGACAAUUGGAGUAUUCCAAAUCGUUCCUUUCCCUGUU